Trichoplusia ni (cabbage looper) is the source of this 946-nucleotide messenger RNA. RefSeq names its product protein FAM183A-like. The record is from RefSeq and is a predicted model, not a curated record. Gene Ontology annotation, cellular component: ciliary base. Lineage: Eukaryota; Metazoa; Arthropoda; Insecta; Lepidoptera; Noctuidae. The transcript has 4 exons. Bases 97 to 516 code for a protein of 139 amino acids.
UUGACAUUGUCAAUCAAUACUUUAGGAAGCACAAAAACAGUGGUGUUUAUUUUAUAUUAUUUUAUUUUUUUGUCGCUCUUACAUAAGUCAGCCACCAUGGUCGAAGGCAAGUGCACGUUUGGCACGAGGAUGCCGAUAGACAUUCACAUGCUCAACGAAAUCAUUUACCGGGAAGUGAAACACUUCAAGAAUUACAAGAUUUACAGACCUAACUUUGGAUCCAUCCCGGUAACUGGUAAGUUCUACGCGGCGCACGACCAGUUGACAGCAGAGUCUCAAGAGCAGACCGAGUUGGUGGAUGACUACACUCACAACGUGGCACAGACCAGGGCCAAGGGCCCUCGCAGCAAAUACUCCUCACCGGCUACGGAGAACCAGUCGUACGGAUGGUACACCACGCCCCUAGUCCCCAUGGACCGGAAUGACACAAGGUUCUAUCACCCAAUGACGGAGAGUCCGCAGACGAAAAUAGAAAUCAUCAUCUCCAUGUCAAACCCUAAGAAUAAGAAAGACUAAUAAUUUAAACUAUUUGCAAACAUCGCUUAUAAUAGCUAUAAAUGUGAAAGUAACUCCGCCAGUCUAUAUGUUACACUUUCAAGGCUAAACCACUAAAACGAUUCUGAUAAAAAAUGGUAGAGGAAUAACUUGAACCUCUAGCAAGGCAAGGACAUGAUUGACCCUCAAUAAAAGAUAGCGAAACAGUGAAAAUCAAAAGCUGGCUAUUGAUACAUAAUUACAUUCAGAAUAGUUUUGUGUUACUAACUAUUUUUACUAUGAUAAAGCACUUAAUUCGUUGCCGGAUAUCAUCUCUGAGAUCAAAAUAGCUUUUGAGCGGUUUUCGACGCAAUAUCACAAUCAAGAUUCAGGCUACAGUAGAGCCGUAAUGUAUCAAAGCACUGUAAAUUAUCAAAAUCAUUCUAACCUAUACUAAUACUAGCUGUUGCCC